Fusarium venenatum is the source of this 714-nucleotide messenger RNA. RefSeq lists its product as uncharacterized. NCBI's taxonomy places the organism in Eukaryota, Fungi, Ascomycota, Sordariomycetes, Hypocreales, Nectriaceae. The record is from RefSeq and is a predicted model, not a curated record.
AUGGCAGUUACCAAAUUUGGACUCCUUGCCUUUCUCGCCGUGAGCACUGUUCAAGUCAGUGGCAAAUCUACUAUACAGCCGCCUGCUAGAGAUGCCGUACUCAACCAGGCGACGUCGCAAGGAUGCUUCAGCACUCUCCCAUCAGAGGCGGGUGUUGUCCAGGAUAGAACUUUCAUGUCAACUGGCCAGUGCUUGAGCUACUGCCAGAAAGAGAAGAAGAGUGUUGCUGUCCUUCAUGCAACCAAGUGCUACUGUUCGGAGACCUAUCCGGCUAAAACAUCGUUGGUGGAUGAUGAUCAGUGCAACCUUGGCUGCCCAGGAUAUCCUCGAGAAGCCUGCGGCGGCUUAAACCCGGAUGCCUACAGCGUGUACAACACAGGGAUUGAUUUGGACCCAGUGUACGAUACAGAUGAAGGCAAGAACGACGACUCGUCCACUGCUGGUUCUGGUACAACAACCCAGGAUGUAAAAACAGCCUCGGUUUCAACCAGUGUCCCCGAAACUACCACCGACGUUACCUCAGAGACCGAAACUUCAGAGAUCAGCACACCCACAGUUCGUGCUGAAGAGACUUCACAGGUCGCUCCCGUGGUAAAUGAAAAUACUGCUGCCGCGACCCCCAGCGCUUCUGCCUCGUCUGUUCCAGACAACGCCUCGCCGCGGCUCUCCAACCCCAUUGGCAAUAUUGUCAGAAUGAUUGCACAUCUACUCUGA